UUGUAGUAUGUCUGUUCAGUAUAGUGUAGCAGCUGGUUUCUUUUUGUAAAAACAGCAUAUUGUUGAUGCAGAGGCAGUAAAGCGCGAAAAAUAAUGCAACUGCCGGAAAUCAGAAGCAGAAGAAGAAAAACAAGUCGCGGUAUUGUGACGUCAUAUUGUCGCGCAAGCACGUUGCAUAGUGGGGAACCUGAUAGUGAGUAGACGUCUGAUUCUUUCUGGACGUUUCGGAACUUUGUAAAUCAUUGUCAUUUAAUUUGAUAAAAAAGAGGAAUAUCAGCAACAUGUGGAUUUUGAUACCAGCGGAGCCAGGAGGUGAGACGCACUAUCUCCUCUCUGGUAAACAAUAUGUGGUGGGUCGUAAGAACUGUGAAAUCCUGCUGCCUAGUGACCAGUCCAUUAGUAGAGCCCACGCUCACCUCCUUGUUACUGAUCAGACUCUGACCCUGAGGGACACCUCCAAGUACGGUACUAUCGUCAACAGCCAGCGUCUGACAGAAAACAUUCCAGUAAACUUGAAAUCAGGGGACAGUGUUACAUUUGGAGUCUUUCAUUCCAAAUUCAGUGUGGCUCAUCAGAAGCCUGUUGUGUGUUCUUCUUGUUUGGACAACGGCGGCAAAGCUGCAAUCUCUCAGGCUCUGCAGCUGAUUAGUGGAAAGUUAGUCAACACGUGGAGUAAAGACUGUACCCACCUGGUCAUGCCUUCUGUGAAAGUCACCAUCAAGACCAUUUCUGCUCUGCUGUGCUGCCGUCCUAUCGUGAAGCCUGAGUUCUUCUCAGAGCUCAGCAAAGCAUUCCAGCAGAAGUUACCCCCUCCUAAAGCUGAGAGAUUCACCCCUGACAUUGAUGAGCCCAGUUUGAAUAAAGAGGAUGUUAAUCUGGGGCCGGAUGUCAAACGCAAACAGCUUUUUGCAGGAACUACCUUCAUAUUUCUCAAUGCUAAACAGCUCAAGCGUCUUAGUACAGUAGUAAGCUUUGGAGGUGGUUCAAGUCAACUCCUGGAGGAGGGCUCCCUACCUUGUGACCUCUUGGAGUCCUCACGGAGUUGCGUGAUAGACUUCAGCGCUGGCAGCUCCCAACCGGUGCUUCCAUCGUCUACCACAGUGUGGCAUGAUUCCAUUAAAAACAUCAUUCAAAGUAAAUGCCUUCGAGUUAUCACGGAGUCUGAAAUCGGAUUGGCUGCUAUUUAUGCCUCAUGCGACAAGUACUGCAACCCUUCCAGUUCAAUAAUCGACACAGUGACAAAGGUGGAGCCCAGAAUUCCAAGCGCAUCGCUGUCCCAGCAUUUUGCAGUGGAUGAGACUGUUUUACCUACAGCGUCACAGAACAUCACAGCAUACGUAAUCAACACAGAGACGUCACAAAUAACUGAGCGUUGCAAGGUGACUGGAAUUACAGCGGUCGGAGAAACUCCGGAGAAAAAGCACAACGGAACCACGAAUCAUCAUGAUGGUUCUAAAGCCACAACGCUGAAGAUAAUCACACAGUGCGUUGUGGGGAAUUCACUGAGCUCGUCAUUCAGCAUGACAGAGAACUCACCCUCCCAGAAGAAGAAGCAUGCGUCCAGAAUUACAGGCCAUCAAGAUUUUAACAAAACAACUUUCCAACCACCUUUGGCAAAGCCUGGUGUUGCUAAGAAGACAUCUCGUCAGAACGUCUCUCCAGCAGCGUCCCCACAAAAACAGCCAACAAUGACCAGUUUUUUUAAACCAGUUAACAAGAAAAGGCCAUUGGACGAGGAGCUCUCAGCUGUGAUGUCCGAGCCAAAGCGUUCUGUCCUGGAAUCCAACAUUAACACUACUUUAGCAUCUGAAAGCACCUCUUCAUGUCCAAACAAAGGCCCUGCAGCCACUUCACCGGAUCCCAUGGGCUCUGUCGAUGAUCUCUUUGUCAGUCUGCCACUGCCUUCAUCAGACCGUGCCUCCCACACCAGCAAAAAGAGAAAGGAGAUGGAAGAAGAAAUGGAUCUGGCUGAAUUGGAGUUCAUCAUGUCUGAGGGGAUGCACUCCUUAGAUGAGUCGCUAUCAGUUAGCCAAGCCCCGGAGGCAAGAAUUGAUACUUCUGAACCAACGUCAGAAACAGUGGAGCCUUCAAGUAAGAAGCAGCGUGUAGCUCGUGUUAAUGAUGACACCAGCAGCCAAAGGUCACAGUUGGGCCGGGAAAAAGUUCUACCGACAAAUCACAACCACCAAAUUGAGCUGCAAAUUGUCUCCAUGAUGAUGGAAGAGCCAUCAGAAGAGAGGACACAAAACCAAGACUCACCCAGCAGCAUGCGUCAGCUUGUUAAAGCUAACAAGGAAUUCUCCACUAAGAAUGUUGAGCCACUUAAAGAAGAUAUUUGUAUGCCCAAAGAAGCUGCAGUGUUUCAUCUUCUUCAACCUGUGACCGUCAAACGGGAGGAGGUGCAAGAAAACAAGCUGGAUGAAGACCACCCUAAAAACCUGAUUUUGGUGGAGUUUAGAUCCCUGACGGUGAAAGUGCCCAAAACUAAACCACAGCAGCUGCAGUCCAACGGCUUUGCAAAGAAUUUCAAAUGUUUCCGCAAGAUACAAGUGCCCGGGGCAGAGCGCUCAGCACACAUCAUCGGGGGGCCUGACAUGCUGGCUCACAACCGGGGCAAAAACUCUGAACUGGAUGAAUGGCUGAAAGAUGCCGUUGAGGAUGAGCGUCAGAGCAGACGGGAGGAAAGCCAAGGAGAUGACCUCUUUAGGUACAACCCCACCAAAUUAACCAGGAGAAGAUGAAACAGCUCCAUGCCAGUCCUGUCAGUAUACCAGAUAAGAUGCAAUGAUCAUGUACAUGUCCACUUACAAUAGGGGCCUGUAGCUUUAUUGUUUUCUUCCAAAAAAAAUACAGUUAAUAAAACCGAACAAAAAAAUACAUUAAAAAUAGAAUAGAAGGAGCAAACAUGUUGACUCUAAUAUACUUUUUACACUCAAAACACAACGCUGAAUGAAGUGCAGGCAGUUUUUUUCUUAAUUAUACACAACUCACAAAGGGUAUUGUGCUUUCAUGUGAAAUUUCAGCAUGACCCUAAAAUGCACUUUUAACUUUCUCAGGUAAAAGUAAAAGCUUAAUCUGACAUUCUCUAAACUUCUGAAUGCACAAGUCCAACAAUACAAGGUUUUAGUACUUUUUGCACAACUUAAAAAAUUCACAACGUUGUGUGAUCCUUGAAUGGACCAGUACAUAUUCAUACAAUGUAUGCCUUUAUGUGGAACAUAAACCUUAACCUAGUCCCUCUGUUGCAACCAGCUGAUGGCACUCUGUGGCCCUCUCAGCUCAUUGUUAAUUUCCCCCUGAGAACAUCCUUUUGAAGGCUGGGAAUGGCGAGGUAAUGUCGAUCAAUUGUUAUGUGUCAAUAUAACAAAAAACAGCAUGACGAAGAGGACUGAGAACAGGGCAUCUAAUGAUCACACAACUGCUGCGAAUUUCGCUAUUAAAAUUUUUUGUUAAAGAACAGCAAGUAAUAAACAGCAUUCAGAAGGUAAAGGAACAAGUGGUAGAAAAUAGAUGGAUGGAUGUUCCAGUAUAUUUAAGCUGUAUCCUGACAUUUAGUGAGUAUUGUAUAUGUGAUUGUUGGAUUGGUUCUAGCCUGUUAACAAAGUUAAAGACAUCGAAAUGGCACCUGCAUCCUCUGAUAUUCUAGUUUGUGUCCCUCAGUGGAAAAGGUUGUUCACCCCUGACUUACAUGUUCCCUGAUAAUCAAGUUAUUCUUUACACUGACCGCCACUGAAGCCACCAACGGCAAUUCAUAUAACAAAAUAUGGUCAAUCAAUUUAUUUUCGUCAAUGUUUCAUAUGUUAAUAAAAAAAAGAAUAAUGGCAUACAAAAAAUUACAAAGUCUUCAGUAGUACAAGAAAGAGUUAAAAAUGUACAUGCCAAGACCAGUUUGUCCUUAGACCAAAGUUGUCCCUGCUUUAGCAAGCGGAUGGAGACAAUAACUGCAAGUGUUGUUGCCAUAUGAGCAAUGUUUGCCACUACAGGGAUACACAUUUUAAUCAAUGUAUUCAUCAUUAACAACUCAGUUCUUCGCUGAUUGUGUUUUGAACAAAAAAUGGAAGUAACGUGGAGUAAGCAGCAAAGGAGCUCUGGUCAGUUUAAUCUAAUUUUCUGUAGUAGAAUGCGAAAUGGUAGAAAUAAAUAAUUGUUGAAAUGUUUUUUCUCCAUUUGUGCAUAUUUUAUUUAGAUUCUUGUGUUUUCAGAUUCAGUAUUUUAUACUAUUGCUGGGUUGCAAUCACGUGACACAGAGUACCAUUAGGCUACUGUUUAUUUACCUGCAUCAAUGCAAAUGUGGGUGUAUUUUGAAAGAUUUAGAAGCAAAUAUACAAGCCAGAUAUGAUUAAAACAUUUUAAAAUUGGAUGGCGCUGAUUAAUACACUCUUAAGAAGAAUUAUUUUUCAAGAUUUGAACUAUUCAUCAUCAUUAAAGUCGACUGCUCGACCGCUAGAGAUGAGAAUCGAAAACUGGUUCCCAAUUGAUCAAUUCCUUGGAAUCGCUUACCAUUUUUUCAAACGAUUCCAUUAAUGAUUCCUUUGUGUGGAAAUGACACAUUACACAACAUGCGCAGUGAGGUCUGACAGCAACAUGACGCCCUGGCCGCGGAAAAACUCCAAAGUUUUAGAAGAAAAUAUUGCAACAGCAUUACUUGUAAUCAUUGCAAAGUUGCUAUUUCAACAGGAGGAGGAUAUACAAGCAAUAUGUUGAAACAUUUGACAACACGGCUCGCAAUAACUGACAAUAUGGGUUUUAUGGACACAACAACGUCACAGACAGACUACAAUAUGGUUGGAACCUUGGCAAACACUUUACUAUGUGCUCAGGUCAUCAAAGUAUUCACUACAUAUAUACAACAUAGCUAAACAGGUGGCUGUCACUAUUGAUGUAUGACUCCUAAACUUGGAUGUUUGUUGGAAUAUCUUAUGCUGUGUUUGUAGUCUGGCCAUAUAUCCCAUGUCUGAUAAGUGCCAUGGUAAAUGCUGCAUUAAUGUGAAGGAAACAAUCUACUCUAAUUAAAUAGAAAUUCAGAAUAUAUUUCCCCAUUUCUAUUUAUUUAUGCCCUUUUUAAUUUUCCUUUUUUAUUAAAUGAUUUUAUCGAUGAUGUUUGAUAUUGCAUUCCUUCUACAUAAAUAAACGUUGAUUAUUGACAAAACUUGAAUCUGAGA
Messenger RNA from Entelurus aequoreus (snake pipefish), 5162 nucleotides. It is a transcript of the gene nbn, whose product is annotated as nibrin. Gene Ontology annotation, cellular component: Mre11 complex; nucleus. The record is from RefSeq and is a predicted model, not a curated record. Gene Ontology annotation, molecular function: damaged DNA binding; protein binding. Lineage: Eukaryota; Metazoa; Chordata; Actinopteri; Syngnathiformes; Syngnathidae. Gene Ontology annotation, biological process: mitotic G2 DNA damage checkpoint signaling; double-strand break repair via homologous recombination; telomere maintenance. The transcript has 17 exons. The coding region runs from base 282 to 2741 and encodes 819 amino acids.